GGAACACAAUGGAAUAAAGCUGAAUACAUGGCAGGCAAGUGACUUGGGUGAAGGCAAGCUGAGCAAAGUUGUAGACUGUAGACCAUCCAAGCUAAUUGGAUGAAAAUGAUCAAACUCUCACAGCAAGAAGAGGCUGCUGAAAUCAGCAAGGACAUUGAUUAGUUGUGUCUUGGAUGGCAACUCAGCUGGCAAUUGGUCAGAUAGCACUGCAAGUAGAGCAACCUGUUUGGCGCCCUGUUUCUGCAAACACUUGGCCCAGAGACAGCCAUCGAGGCACGUUUGGCCAGAGCCACAGUCAGAGCUCCCUUAGUUUCCGUGUAGCGGCUGCGGCAGUGGCGGUGGUUGCCAGGCAUGCUCGCAAAGUGGAGGCUGUUCAGGAGCCAAACAGUGAAUCUGAAUUGGCAGAGUCGCAAGAGUCAGAGUCGCAAGAGGCAGAGACAGGCCAUGCCUCACCCAAGGCCAACAAGUGGCUGUCUCUUUUCCAACGACUUUUCAGGGAUAUGGGAGGAGUUGCCUCGAGGCCGCGGCGGGACUUCACCUACUGGAGUAUUCUGGCGGCCGCAUUUUCCUUGGCCAUUGGCAGCGACUUUCUGGGCAUCAUGCGAGCAUUGCUGAGCUUGAAUCCGGAGGCCGCGCGGGAGGCUGGAUUGGAUCAAGUCUACCCCGUCAGUGGGUUGAAGUCCUUCAGGCAGGCGGGCAGAUACCGGCUUCGAUAUCCGGGGGACUGGCUCCAGGACCAGAGUAUCGCCUUUUCCAAACAGGCACAGAUGGAGAGGCCCACCCUGAGGCAGAAGAAGCGGAUUAUUCCGGAUGCUGCUUUUGGGCCUGCGGGCGGAGGUUUGGCCUCCCCGGACACAGCCCAGAACCUCUCUGUGGUGGUGCAAGCUGUGCAGACGCAGGAUCUGCAAGCCUUGCUUGGGGAACCCCGUGAGGCCUUUCAACGGCUGUCUGCCGAGACCUUCGCGCCCGACAACUCCUGCAGGUCCGCGGAAUUGCUGUCUGCUCAGCUGUCCGCCAAGAACUACUACGAGCUCGAGUAUCGCGUCUCUCUGGCUGGCAGCGAGGGGCCUGUCAUACACUGCUGGUCGUUGGUGGCACUGCGCCCAUCAAAUCGAUUUGGUGAACUGUACACCAUGACUCUCGUGGUUCCAGAGCGAGAGGUGACUUCUGCGAACAGGCACAUUUAUGACAUGGUGUGGCAUAGCUUUGAACUUGAGUGACCGCUAUG
Effrenium voratum is the source of this 1228-nucleotide messenger RNA. Lineage: Eukaryota; Dinophyceae; Suessiales; Symbiodiniaceae. The record is from the annotation of a GenBank genome assembly.